Messenger RNA from Daucus carota subsp. sativus, 1836 nucleotides. RefSeq lists its product as uncharacterized. NCBI's taxonomy places the organism in Eukaryota, Viridiplantae, Streptophyta, Magnoliopsida, Apiales, Apiaceae. The transcript has a single exon. The record is from RefSeq and is a predicted model, not a curated record. Bases 1 to 1836 code for a protein of 611 amino acids.
AUGGCUUCCGAUCGUAGUUGGAUUAGUCGUAGUCGAUAUAAUGAGUCAAGAUAUUUAACGGUUGAAUACAAAAAUGGUGUUGAUGAUUUUAUUAAAUUUGCUUGUGAAAAUCUUCGCGGAGGAAGUGAUGGGCUUAUUAGGUGUCCGUGUGGAAAUUGUAAAAAUAAGCAUUACAAGGAUCCUAUUGCCGUUAAACUUGAUUUGUAUCGGUAUGGUAUAAUGCAAUGGUAUACCAUAUGGACGGCACAUGGGGAGAAAAUGCCGGAAGAAAAUAUCGGGACGAGUACUAGAAAUGUUGGUGAUGGGGAUGUUGAUAUGUAUUAUGACGCCGAUGAUAUGUUAAGGGAUAUUGGGGAGGCAAAUAGGUAUUGCGAGAAAAUGGAUGAUGAACCGAAUCCAGCGGCAAAAGAAUUUUAUAAGAUGCUGCACAGUGCUUCGGAACCAAUUUAUCCAAGCAAUGUCAACUAUACAACCUUUGAGUUCGUGAAUGAGUUACUUCAUUUCAAGAACAAGCAUAAUUGUAGUAACAAUGGCUUUGAUGAGUUGCUUAAGCUCAUUGGAUCAGUCUUGCCUGACAAUCAUAAACUGCCCCAAACCUACUAUGCUGUGAAAAAUAUGCUUAAAGGAUUGAAUUUGGGAUAUGAAAAGAUUGAUGCUUGUGAGAAUGAUUGUAUGUUAUUUUACAAGGAAAAUAGCGAGAAGACGCGUUGUGAUAUAUGCAAUGAAAGCCGAUACAAAGAACCAAAAGAUCUUAACAAAAAAAAGAUCUCACGGAAGGUCUUGCGUUAUUUUCCUCUCACCCCGAGACUACAACGUUUGUUCAUGGCUGGAAAGACUGCAAAAUGUAUGAGAUGGCAUCAUGAUAGAAACGUGGUUGAAGGUGAAUUAAGUCACCCGGCGGAUGGAGAUGAGUGGAAACAAUUUGAUCGUCGGUUUCCAAAAUUUUCAAAAGAGAUUCGAAAUGUGAGACUCGGCCUUUCCACUGAUGGAUUUGAUCCCUUUCGUGAUGCACAUGCGAGAGAUUACACCGUAUGGCCUGUGGUGGUUGUUGUUUACAACCUUCCCCCAUCUAUGUGCACGAAGGCUCCGUACAUGUUUAUGCCUCUUCUUAUUCCCGGGCCUAAGGAUCCGACAAAAGAUUUGCAUGUUUAUCUUAGACCAUUGAUUGAUGAAUUGAAAGAUUUAUGGCAGAAUGGGGUGGAAACCUAUGAUAGGUUCUCACGUUCCAACUUUUUGAUGAGGGCAGCAUUGAUGUGGACAAUUAGCGACUUUCCAGCACUUGCCAUGCUUAGCGGGUGGUCAACUAAGGGGAAGUUGUCAUGUCCAGUUUGCAUGGGAGAGGUAAAGGCCAAACAACUUAAGUAUGGUGGCAAAGUUACCUUUUAUGGCACUUCUAGAUAUUUUUUGGAACCGGAUGAUCCAUUAAGAAGAAGUACGAGGUUUGGAAGUGUUGAGACACGAUCAUGCACAUGUCGUCAUUCAGGAAUAAUUGCGAAGACCAUGUGCGAGCAAAUACAAUUUCCCCCUCCAGGAAAGUCAUCCAAGAGAAAAGCGAAGGACUAUGGCGUGACACAUAAUUGGACUCACUAUUCUCCAUUUUUUGAGCUCCCGUAUUGGGAGACCCUUAGUCUACGUCAUAACAUUGAUAUCAUGCACACGGAGAAAAAUGUUUUUGACAACAUAUUCUACACGAUUCUUGAUGAUAAGCAGAAGUCAAAAGAUAACUUAAAAUCGAGAUAUGAUUGUCAAGAAUUACGUGUACAUCGUGAGUUGUGGAUUCAAGAAGAUGGUGCCAAACCACACGCACCUUAUGUGAGGUUGGUAAUUUGGCUUUAA